AUGCGCCUUCCGACGCUGCUUCUCGCAGCUUCAUCUUUGGUCGGCGCAGUCUUCGUGGAUGAAGUUGGAGAUAUCGACUAUCACCACGAACUCAUUGGCGUCCCCCAAGUAGAGACGACAUUCUUCCACAAGCCGAGAAAAGACGAUAAAGCCUCCCUCCUAUACUCACUAAGCGAUGUCGGCGUUGUCGGAGCCGUCAACCCCAGCAAUGGCGCCGUCGUCUGGCGGCAGUACUUGACCGGCAACAUCACGAAUGGCGGCGGACAUUUACGAGCGGCGGAAGGAGAGGAUUGGGUCACGUCUGCGUACGGCAGCUCAGUGCAUGCAUGGAAUGCCUUGUCGGGAAGGAACGCGUGGUGGAGCGAGUUCACGGGCGAGAUAAGAGACUUGGAGGUCAUGGAGUUGACGGAGAACGGGCGCAAGGAUGUGCUGGCGCUCUUUGAGGAAGAGGACGGUUCUUCGACCUUGAGGAGACUCAACGGCGGCGACGGCAGCGUUGUCUGGGAAUUCAAGGAUGCGAGCAAGACUGUUCCGCUCCAGGUUUCGAACAACAUCGAGAAGAUCUUCGUGGUCAGCCUCUACGGAUCCGUCAGCUCGUACGGCGUGCGCGUCUCUGUCCACGACACUCUGACGGGCAAGCGCACCGACGAUAUUAGCCUCGGAACCAAGGGCGAUGUCCAGAGCAAGGAAGACGUCUUGCUUGUCGGCGCCAACUCGGCUUCUCCCAUUGUCGCCUGGACUGACGCCGCCCACUCGAAGCUGAAGGUCAACGUUCUUGGUACCAAGACCAAGCAGGAGUUCCCGCUUCCUCCUGACACUUUGGAAGUUGCCAUCCAUGCGCCGCAUCACCUGCAAUCUGAGCCGCAUUUCCUGGUCCACAGCCGCACCAAGGCUGGAAACAAGGGUGAGGUGUACCACGUCAACAUCAAGAACAAUGCUGUCACCAGAGAUCAUGAGCUCCCUCUCCUUCCUGGGCUAGGUGCUUUCUCUACCAGCUCAGAGGGCGCCAAUGUCUGGUUUACGCGUAUCACUGAAGAGGAGGUUAUCUUGACGUCUUCUAGCUCGCACGCUAUCCUGGGACGUUGGUCUUACAAGACCGGCACUGAGAGUGUCACUGCCAUUCACGCCGUUUCAGAAGUCAUCAAGAAGGGCGGAGACAGUUUCGCCGUCCGAUGCGCUGCCGUCACUACUUCUGAUGACUGGGUCUUGGUUCGUAACGGCGAGCAGGCCUGGAGCCGUCCUGAGGGGCUCACUGGCGGAGUCGCUGCUGCCUUUGCUGAGAUUCCCGAGAGCGAAGACUUGGCUAAGACUCUUGAAGCUGAGGCGCACAGCAGUAUCCUGUCCGCUUAUAUUCAUCGUGUUACCCGCCACAUUGAUGAUCUUGCCUACCUUCCCGACUACCUUGCUUCCAUUCCCCAACGCCUCAUCAGCAGCAUUACCGGAUCCGAGAUCUCACCCAAGAGCGGUGGUCUUUCGCGCGAUGCUUUCGGCUUCAACAAGCUCGUUGUUCUGGCCACCCGCAGAGGCAAGCUCUUCGGGCUUGACGUUGGCAAACACGGCAAGGUCAUCUGGAAGCUCAACGCCUUCGAUAUUCCCCGCGGCAGUGCCUGGGACGUCAAGGGCAUCUUUGUUGAGGAUGCCAAAUCGCACGUAACUGUCCGUGGAUACCAUGGCGAGUACGUGGUCGCACGAACCGAUACUGGAAAACUCGUGGACGCUAUGCCCGAGGGUUCCUGGGCUCAGACUCAAGCCGCUGCCAUUGUCGACAGCCCGUCUGGUCAGUGGUUGGCCCCUGUUGGUAUCGGUGGUGCCAUCGGCGACGUCCCUGUCGCCUGGGCUCCCUCGCAGGUCGUCGUGGUGCGCGGCGAGAACGGUCAGCUGAAGGGUUUGACCUACAUCAACGAAGACGUUACCGCCAAAGAGCAGGUUGCUUGGGAGUUUGCACCGCCCACUGGUUACGAGAUCGUCGACAUCGCUACUCUGCCUGUCCACGACCCUAUUGCAUCGAUCGGAAGGGUCCUCGGUGACAGACGGGUCAAGUACAAGUAUUUGAACCCCAACACCAUCGUUGUGUCUGCCAAGAACAGCGCGAAGUCCACCCUGAACGUCUACCUCGUCGAUUCCGUGUCAGGCCAGGUCCUUCACUCCUCUUCGUACGAGGGCGUCGACACUGACAAGAACAUUGAGUGUACUCUUGCCGAGAACUGGUUCGUGUGCACCUUCUUCGGUGAAUACUCGUUGAAGGACGAUGCCGGUCAGCCUCAGUCUGGUCAGUCUCUCAAAGGCUACCAGAUUGUUGUUUCCGACCUGUACGAGAGCGAAUACCCCAACGACCGUGGCCCGCUCGGCGACGCUGCCAACUUUUCCUCUACCGACCCGGUCGACACUCCCACCGGUAUCCCCCUUCCCUCGAUUGUCAGCCAGGCCUGGAUCCUGUCAGCCCCUAUCACUUCUCUGGCUGUCACCCAGACUCGACAGGGUAUCACCAGCCGUCAUGUGCUCGGCUACCUCCCCCUGGCCCACUCCAUCGUCAGUUUGCCUCGUCAGCUUCUCGAGCCGCGUCGCCCUGUCGGCCGUGACCCCACGCCGGCCGAGAUGGAGGCCGAGGGCCUCAUCAAGUACCACCCGGCGCUGGAGAUCGAUCCCAGACAGAUCAUCACUCAUCAGCGCGAUGUUAUCGGCGUCCAGAAGAUCAUCACGUCCCCUACCAUUGUGGAGAGCACCAGCUUGAUCUUCUCCUUUGGCAUUGACGUAUUCGGCACCCGUGCCGCACCCAGUUUUGCCUUCGAUAUUCUUGGAAAGGGCUUCAACAAGAUCAGCCUCAUUUCCACUGUGCUUGCCCUGACUGUUGGUGUUGCAGUCCUGGGCCCGAUCGUACGCAAGAAGCAGACAAACAUGAGAUGGGCAUAG
Messenger RNA from Colletotrichum karsti, 2910 nucleotides. RefSeq names its product duf1620 domain containing protein. Gene Ontology annotation, cellular component: EMC complex. The record is from RefSeq and is a predicted model, not a curated record. NCBI's taxonomy places the organism in Eukaryota, Fungi, Ascomycota, Sordariomycetes, Glomerellales, Glomerellaceae. Bases 1 to 2910 code for a protein of 969 amino acids. Gene Ontology annotation, biological process: protein folding in endoplasmic reticulum. The transcript is spliced from 2 exons.